AACACCCCCCCCCCGCGCAAUGGACCUCCUCCGCCAGAUCCCAUCCCUCCCCUACACCGCUCUCCUCCUCCUCUCCGCCGCCGUCUUCCUCCUCCUCUCCCGCCGCCGCCGCCACGGUCCGCCACCUCCUCCGGGCCCACUGGCCCUCCCGGUAAUCGGUCACCUCCACCUCCUCAGCCCCCGCCUCCACCAAACCUUCCACGACCUCUCCCUCAAAUACGGCCCCCUUAUGCAGCUGUACCUCGGGUCCGAGUCCUGCCCCGUCGUUUCUACUCCCGACCUGGCCCGGGACUUCCUCAAAACCCACGAACUCAAUUUCUCGAACCGGAAACGGUCCACCGCCAUCAAGGUCAUAACCUACGACAAAUCCUUCGCCUUCUCGCCGUACGAGACUUACUGGAAGUACAUCAACAAGCUCUGUAUGUACGAGCUCCUCGGGACCCGCAACAUCGCCCAUUUUCAGCCGGUCCGGGACCUCGAAGUCCGGGCCUUCGUCCAGCAGCUGACGAAAAAGGGCAGGGCCGGCGCCGCCGUCGUCAACGUCACCGACGAGCUUAUGAAGGUCACCAGCAACGUUAUUUCCAGCAUGAUGCUCAGCCUCCGGGCGGCGGAGGACGACGGCGACGCCGAGGAGCUCCGGACCUUGGUCCGGGAAGUCAGCCAGAUUUUUGGGGAGUUUAAUGUUUCGGAUAUGUUCUGGUUCUUGAAGGGUUUCGAUUUGCAGGGGAUCCGGCGGCGCUCCGAGGAUAUAUGGCGGCGGUACGAUAUUCUUCUCGAGAGGAUUAUUUCCAGCCGGGAGGACGAGCGCCGGGCCGGCGGCGGCGCCCCCGGCGGGGAGCCGAGGGACUUUUUGGACAUGUUGUUGGAUGUAAGAGAUGGGAAAUGUGAAGUGGAAUUCACUAGAGAUCAUCUCAAAGCUUUGGUUAUGGAUUUCUUAACGGCGGCGACAGAUACGACAGCGCUCACAAGCGAAUGGGCAAUCGCAGAGCUCAUAAACGACUCCAAAAUACUCAAGAAAGCCCAAGAAGAAAUCGGCCGUGUUAUCGGCCGAGGCCGGUUGGUAAAUGAGUUAGACGCGCCGAAUCUUCCCUACCUCCAAGCGAUCAUUAAAGAAACGCUUCGACUCCACCCUCCAAUCCCGCUUCUCCCUAGAAAAUCCGUCGACGAUAUCGUAAUCCACGGAUACAAAAUCGCCGCCAAUAGUGUACUAUUCGUCAACAUUUGGUCGAUCGGCCGUAACCCCAAGUAUUGGGAAAACCCGUUGACGUUUAGGCCCGAACGUUUCUUGGAAAACGGGAAUGACUCGAUCGACAUCAAAGGACAACAUUUUGAGUUGUUGCCGUUUGGCACGGGCCGGAGAGGUUGUCCCGGCAUGGUUAUGGCUAUUCCAGAGUUGAUCAGUAUAAUCGGGAAUAUGAUCCAAUGUUUCGAUUGGAAAUUGCCGAACGGCGAGUCGGGACCCGUCGACAUGUCGGAGCGGCCGGGAUUGACGUUGCCGAGGGCUAAAGAUCUUUUGUGUUGCGUCGUUCCGAGGGUUGAUCCGGCGAUUGUUUUUCAAUCGCCGUAGAGAAAUGCUUUGGUAGCUUUGGUUAUUGCUGUUUGUAAGCUUAAGUCUGUUCUAUUAUGUUGUACGAUAUGCAAAUAAAAGUCCGACUGGUUUUUGGUCGAA
Molecule: messenger RNA, 1669 nt
Organism: Andrographis paniculata
Lineage: Eukaryota; Viridiplantae; Streptophyta; Magnoliopsida; Lamiales; Acanthaceae
Product: cytochrome P450 93B2-like
Exons: 2
Coding region: 20-1567 (515 amino acids)
Molecular function (GO): monooxygenase activity; iron ion binding; oxidoreductase activity, acting on paired donors, with incorporation or reduction of molecular oxygen
Source: RefSeq, a predicted model, not a curated record